AAAAUCGGGUAGAUCUUCACAAACAAAUGUGGAAACAAAUUGGGGACGCUUCUUCAAAGUUUGUGUCUUCACUCUUUCAGUUACACUUUGAAUAUUUUCCCUCUAUAAAUUCAUUUUCUCUCUCCUACAAAAAACCCUAAAUUUCCGAAUUUUUUGUCACUCUCAUCCAAAGUCUUUCCGCCAUGGAAACUUUGAUGAGCUCAGGCAACAUCUCCUCCAUCUCUCCAAUCAAAACCUCUAUCAAUUCAUUGACUCCUCGAAAAUUUCCCGCCCAAUUACCAUUAUUUAAGUUUUCGAGCGAAAAUAAAAGAGUUUUUAAGAACUCUUUGAAGGUUGUUGCAGAGGAUAAUAAAGCUGUUGAUUCUCGCCCUCUCAUUGUCAUUGAUAACUAUGAUAGCUUCACUUAUAACCUCUGUCAGUAUGUGGGAGAAUUGGGUACAAACUUCGAGGUGUACAGAAAUGAUGAGAUCUCUGUGGAGGAAUUGAAAAGGAAAAAUCCAAGGGGAAUCCUUAUAUCACCAGGUCCAGGUACACCACAAGACUCAGGAAUCUCAUUAGCAUCUGUGUUGGAAUUGGGCCCCACUGUCCCGAUAUUUGGUGUUUGUAUGGGCUUGCAGUGCAUCGGAGAGGCUUUUGGAGGCAAGGUUGUGCGUUCUCCAUACGGGGUUAUGCAUGGGAAAAGCUCGCCCGUGUACUAUGAUGAAAAGGGGAGUCAUGGGUUGUUUUCAGGCUUACCCAACCCCUUCACUGCUGCACGGUAUCAUAGUCUUGUGGUUUCAAGGGAGGACUUUCCUGAUGAGCUUGAGAUUACCGCAUGGACUGAGGAUGGGUUGGUCAUGGCUGCUCACCAUAAAGAGCACAGAUAUCUACAGGGGGUCCAGUUUCAUCCUGAAAGUGUUCUCACUCCAGAAGGAAAAGGGAUUAUUAAGAAUUUCAUCAAGAUGAUUGAGUGUGACGAACAAUGAGACUGCAUUAAAAGCUUUCGAAGUGAUUUAUAAUGUUGUCAUAGCUGUUAAAAGCUUUUCGAAGUGGUUUAUAGUGUUGUCAUAGCUGUUGUUUAAGUAAUUAGGUUGUCUUGGCAAUAAGAUCACAAUGUAAUCUUGCUGAAAUUGUAGAAUAUAGUUCUGUUGUAGUUGGUUAAAAAGCGGAGUUUUGCUCCCAUUUUAGUGUAAUUAUUGUAAUAAGCCAAUGAACAGUAUAGUUCUAAUGCAACAUUAUUAAUUGCAUACUU
Messenger RNA from Beta vulgaris subsp. vulgaris (sugar beet), 1231 nucleotides. Its product is annotated as anthranilate synthase beta subunit 1, chloroplastic. Bases 183 to 965 code for a protein of 260 amino acids. The record is from RefSeq and is a predicted model, not a curated record. Gene Ontology annotation, cellular component: cytosol. Gene Ontology annotation, biological process: L-tryptophan biosynthetic process. The transcript is spliced from 7 exons. Lineage: Eukaryota; Viridiplantae; Streptophyta; Magnoliopsida; Caryophyllales; Amaranthaceae.